GCUCUGUCAAUGGAAACUUGGACAAGAAGCCCUGACUAACCGAGUCCCCAUCACUAACCAAACUCACUUAAAUCGCUUAUUUAACUCGUUUCCUGUAUUUUUCUAUUAUUAAUGUCCUCUGAAAAGUAAAGAGAGUACCGAAGAGAAGACCAAAGACUUGGCAAAACCUCUUCUGUUUUUUUAUCGCACACAUAAAGUCUUCUGCAUCUCUGCUUAUUGCACAGUCCUUAUCCCUAUCUCUCUCGAAGUAUUUCAUUGUAGGGAUUGGGAGUAUAUUGAUUUAAUUUGGACUGUUAGAUCAGAUUUCAGUCUUCGGCGCUUGGUUUUCCGGUGACUUUGUUUCUUCUUUUUAUGGGUUCUUUUUUGGGUUUUGAGGGCACUGGGUUUAAUGAUUGAGUUUUUUCGAUUAAUGUGAGUUGUUGUCAAAUACAGUCAUGAGAGCUGGCAGGUGGGUAAAAGAAAAAAGAGGGAUAUUGACUGGUUGCUGAUGAGAACGGGGGAAAGGAGAAACUUUUUAUCAACAAAUUCUUUUUGGAAUCCUGAGAUAUCUGGCCUAAAUUUUCCCAAGGAACGCUUGAAGCCAAUCAGCAUGCUGGUUGAUUUGGAUAAUUCCUCUACAGCUUCUGGGGAGGCCAGUGCUUCCUCCUCUGGUAAUCAACCUCCACCACCGAAAUCCACUGCCACUAAAACGAAGCGAAACCUCCCCGGCAUGCCAGAUCCAGAUGCAGAGGUGAUUGCUUUGUCUCCGAAAACCCUCUUGACCACGAACAGAUUCGUCUGUGAAAUUUGCAACAAAGGCUUCCAAAGAGACCAGAAUCUUCAGCUUCAUCGGCGUGGACACAAUUUACCAUGGAAACUGAGACAGCGAUCGAGCAAAGAAGUGAAGAAGAGAGUCUAUGUAUGCCCCGAGGUGACCUGUGUCCAUCACGAUCCGUCCAGAGCUCUGGGCGAUCUUACUGGUAUAAAGAAGCAUUUCUGCAGAAAACACGGGGAGAAGAAGUGGAAAUGCGACAAGUGCUCUAAGAAAUACGCGGUGCAGUCCGAUUGGAAAGCUCACUCAAAAAUUUGCGGCACCAGAGAGUAUAAAUGCGAUUGUGGCACGCUGUUUUCGAGAAGGGAUAGCUUUAUCACGCACAGAGCGUUUUGUGAUGCAUUGGUAGAGGAGAGUACUAGAGCCCAAACUCAUUCUCAGAGUCGUAAUCUUCAAAAUCAGACAGCUCCAGUAAAUCCAAAUCCGGAACCGGAGGCCAAGGUCACCCAAUCGCCUCCUCUACCUUCAGUUCCAGCCACUGCAACUCCUGCUACAGUCCCAUCUCCUGUUUCUCAGUCAACUGAUGCAUCAUCCUCUGUUUUGCAAAUUCAAAGUCCGGUGCCUGAAAAUCCAACUCAAAUUGUUGACGAAGCACCGGCACCAGCAACAGCAACAACAACUGGCUUGAAUGGAAGCUGUAGCAGCAGCACCAGCUCAGGCAACAAUGGGAGCGCCAGCAGGAUUGCAUUUGCAAGCUUGUUUGCUUCCUCAACAGCUUCUGGGAGGCAUGGGAGCCUAUUACAUCCUCCUCAAGUUCCUGCCUUUACUGAUCUAAUGAGAUCAUUUGGACGUCCUGAUCACACACCAUCUUCGUCUGCAGAACCCAUAUCUUUAUGCCUUUCCACCAAUCCCGGGUCGUCCAUUUUUGGGACCAGUGGACAGGAAAGAAGGCAAUAUGCAUCGCCACCACGGCCAGCCAUGUCUGCCACUGCCCUUCUACAAAAAGCUGCUCAAAUGGGUGCGACAGCAAGUAAUGCUUCAUUGCUUCGUGGACUUGGGAUAGUCUCUGCUUCUUCAUCGGCUGCACAGCAAGAUAUUUUGCAAUGGGGCCAACGACAAGUAGAUGCUGAGAACGUCACAAUUGCUGCAGGACUUGGACACGGGAUUCCUUGUGAUGGGAGCUCAGGUUUAAAGGAAUUGAUGAUGGGAACUCCUGUGUUUGGCCCCAAACAAACAACUCUUGAUUUGCUUGGACUGGGAAGGGCUGCAGGUGGCAACCCCAACGGAGGUUUUUCUGCUUUAAUUACAUCUAUCAAUGGUGGCCUUGACGUUGCAGCUGCAGCGGCAUCUUAUGGAGGUGGAGAAUUUGCUGGUAAGGAUAUUGGAAGAAGCUCGUGAUAUGAAGAAUACCUUCUCCAUUUGUACAAUAUAAUACAGGUCAUCUGGUUCUAGAUAAUGGUGUAGCAGAAGAAAAGCAGUUUAAGAUAAAAUGUUGCUAGAAAUGUUGUCUCAGUGUAGCCAAGUAUGAAAUCUUCAUCGGCAACCAAGCUUUUUUGAUGUUUUGUCGGAUUGGUUUUGGUCGAGAAUUUAUCCGGGUGUCAUCGAUCUUACAUAGGCUCAAAUCCGGAGACCCUUUACUUCUCUUGCUCCUCUAAAAUCUCUGGGGAUGGAAUGAAGAACCUGUAAGUGUUUUGAGGCCCACAGAGCUGCAUUUUGUGUUAUCACAGUGGGAUAAAUUGUCAUCAUCACUUGUUUUGUAUGUUUAGGCCUGUAGAAAGCUGUAAUUGGCAAGGUGAAGAUCAGAUGUAUAUUUUCCUGCUGUCUCGAUGUCGAUGGAUUAAGUUAGAUCUUCUAAUUUAUCUUGUUUCUCCUUCCCUGCCUCCUAUCAACUACAUUCCACUAUGGUAUUGUUGCAGUGCAGUUUUAAUGCUAAGAAUACAUUCAUGUAAGCAGUUUUAUUCACUUUUACAGUACCA
Tripterygium wilfordii is the source of this 2727-nucleotide messenger RNA. RefSeq names its product zinc finger protein GAI-ASSOCIATED FACTOR 1-like. Gene Ontology annotation, molecular function: DNA-binding transcription factor activity. Gene Ontology annotation, cellular component: nucleus. The record is from RefSeq and is a predicted model, not a curated record. The transcript has 4 exons. Bases 488 to 2149 code for a protein of 553 amino acids. NCBI's taxonomy places the organism in Eukaryota, Viridiplantae, Streptophyta, Magnoliopsida, Celastrales, Celastraceae.